CACCCAUCCAUAUAAAUAUAAAUAUCUAAUAUUAUUUAUAAAUGAUAAAUAUAGUUUUUUAUAACGUCAGUGUUCAAGAGAUUCAAGAAAUUUUUCUCAAAGUUGUUUAAAUAAUUCAAAUGGCGAUGGCGUCUGCUGAUAGAAUGGAGUGGGUAGAAAUUAUCGAGCCGAGAACCAAAGAGCACAUGUAUGCUAAUUUAACGACCGGUGAAUGUGUAUGGGAUCCACCGCCGGGAGUUCCUGUAAAGAAGACUGAUAAUAACCAGUGGUGGGAAUUAUUCGAUCAACAAACAUCAAGAUUUUAUUAUUACAAUGCAACAUCGCAAAAAACCGUCUGGCAUCGGCCCACUGACUGUGACAUUAUUCCAUUGGCAAAGUUACAGACGCUGAAACAAAAUACAGAACCGGCGAUCAGCGGGGGCUCAGGUAAUAAUGGGAACGCCACAGAUGGUCAGACAAAUGAGUCGAGAAGAAAAGAGUCUGUGGCUACGCAAACUCAAACAACAGCAGUUGGACGUUCAUCACGUUACGAUCAUCAUCAAGAAAAUCCAAGUUUAUCUUCCUCUAUGAAAUCCAACAGUGGUGUAUGCAAAGUCCGUAGCUCGGGUAUUAGUAUGGAUUCCCAAUUAUCGCCUCCGUCGCCAUCUCCUUCGGCCAGACGACCGCAUCAUCACCACCACCAUCACCAUCAUCAUCACCAUCAUCAACAGCAGCAGCAGCAGCAACAACAACAGCAGCAGCAGCAGCAACAGUUACAGCAGCAACAGUUACAGCAGCACAACAAUAGACACAAUAAUCGACAUCAUGAACAGCCGUCUUCACAAACCCGACGGCAUCACAAUCAUUCUCAAGACUCGGGUCGCUCCAGCGACAGUUCAAUCUCUCACAGCCGCACGUCCCUGGAAUCAUCAGGCGCAUCUGCCUUCCGUCAUUUAGAAUCACCUCAUCGGCAUCAUCAACGAUCCAACAUACUCCAGUUACCAACGAGCUCAAGUCGUACUCACAAUACUUCGACCGGUAGUGGUAGUACACUAGAACCACUGAGAUCACAGAAAAGUGGUACUCUUGAGAAUGUGAAAAACCAAAAAGGCGUAGCAAUGCCUGGGGAACCACCACCGCCGCCUCUUGGUCUUUCACUCUCAACCAGUACGCCACUUUUUAAAAAAAAAAUAUUUGUAGAGCAUCAGCAGUCGUCGUCGAGUCAGAGAGACGGAAGAAGCGUUACGAGUACUGAGUCUGACAGAAGUAGAAAUGGAGGAGGUCGAGAGAGUAGCCGUGGCUCGUAUGGACCAGAACCAAGUACUUCACCGUACCGAGAGUCAAUUGGUGGUAUCGACUCAAAAGCCUUCUUGCGUCAAGAGAUGCCUCCCUAUCGUCCGCCUGAUAUUCAAUCCUCUCCACACUCUUGCAAGCCCCAUCAAGCUGACAAAUUCGGAUCUCUUGUCGAGUCAACAAAUCGGUACCACCGAGAUAGAGACAGAGACAGGGACAGAGAUCGCGAGUCUUAUCACCGUGACAGAGUUAACAGUCUUGAAAAAAGCAACACUCCGUCUUCAGGAGGAUUUUAUCCGGGCGCUGGUGCCAUUCACUCCCGAAAUCUCAACAAAGCGGAGGUAAUUACGUCUGCUGGCGGAAACGUCGGGAGUAUUGGUCGAAGACACCAUGGCUGUGCUGCUUCGCUGUCCGAAGCGAAUGUACGAGAAAUUUAUGGUGCCAUGCUAGCUGCUGAGAGUCGUAAUGACGGCAAAAAUUCUGCUUUGAGAAGCAAUGCUGCGUCUCACGUUAAUCCCAUCUCCAAGCAGCCGAGUUUCGAUGUGUCUGAAAGACACAUUAAAGAAAAAGACCGGGCUGGUGAACGGGAUAAAAAAGACAGAGAUGAUUACGGUGGGCGGACCAAGUGUAAUAAUUUGAUGGAUAAUAACACGCAACAAGCGUUAGCUCGUAGUUACAGCUUUGUUCAGCAGCAAAAACUCCAACAGCAAAUGAUGAGAAGGCGAGACCGCGAUGACGACUCAAUGCACGAGCGGUACUUGGUCAGUCAGAGCCUUCAUGAUCAUGCUAGACAUCGACUUGGCAGCAGCAAUACCAGUAGCAGUAAUGACGAUAGUAAUAGCAGUAGUAACAGUGCAAUUGGUGAUGAACUCGGUGGAGGUGGACAGGUAGUUGAUGAGGAGGAGGACGCUAAGAAAAAACGAAGCAAUGGCAAUCCUAGUCCACCGGCAUCGACGCCUUAUUACGGUAAUUUAUUAGUCGAUGCCGAUCAUUUGUUGCCGCUUCAACAUUAUAUUCUUCAACAAGCUAAACUCUCGGGUUGUUAUAAAUAUGGAGAUCCUUUGCUGGUCGAUGGAGAAGGGGAUGAUGAUUCUUUGGAUGAAGACGGUGGCGGUAGAGAUAACGAAGGUGGUAAUGGAGUUGGCAUUGGUAGUGGGAGAGGUGACGAUGACUCAGACGAUGAAGAUCAGUUUGCCGAUGAUGAAGCUGCAAGCAAUCAGGGUGAUUCUUCCAGUCAAGAGUAUUUAGAAGAUCACUAUGCGGAUCUCGGAAAUUAUGACACAGCUGGCCUGGCAACAUAUUAUAACACUACGGAAACGCUAACGCGCUCGCACGCGAGCUCUACGCAAGCAACCUUACCAUCAACAGCACCUCUGGUACCUUCAGCUCCGUCCGGGCAGACCGGUUCGACAACAAUAUCCCUGCACACCGAAGUUAGAGACAGUGGAAGCAUGGGCGGCGGGGUCGGUGCUAGUCCAAGACCUAUUUCUCUUCCAGCAUCAACAGCUUUUACGAGCCUAGUCAAGAGUUAUGAUAUUGCAGACGGCGCCGAGGAUGGACGUCGCGAUGAUUCUACGGGCGGAGGGGACAUUGAGAAAUACGCCCAAGAUAAUUUAAAUUUAAAUUGUGGCAGGCCAAAAGGUCUCCGGCUUUUGUUUCGUAAAAAAUUCAGUGUACGUGAUAUUUUAAGCUGGUCUAAAGAUCCUAUUCCCCGACCGAUGCUUAACGUUGUCGAGGGUGAAAAACUAUUAAAACGCGAGGCCUGCAAUCUAUUUCGGCUUGUCCAGGUUUAUAUGGGCGACAGAAAAGCCAACGUAGGCAUGACCUUAGACGGUGUAGCUACUGAAUUAAUAAACACCGUAUUUUCAAAGCCGCCGCUUCGUGACGAGCUUUAUGUGCAAAUUUGUCGGCAAACUACCGAAAAUCCUAGAAAAGAAAGUCUAAGACGAGGAUGGGAGCUGAUGGCAGUCUGUCUAGCGUUCGUACCACCAAGUGCUACUUUUGAGCCGUAUCUUGAAGGCUAUAUGAACAGGCAUCGUGACCCUAAUUUCCAAUUUCCCGAAGUAGCCAAGUGGCCGAUUCACGUUCAAGUGAGUCAUUACGCCACUGUUGCUUGUCGACGGUUGCAGCGAAUUGGGGCACACGGUAAACGUCAACCACGUAAGGCUACUAUUGAAGACAUUGAUCAAGCACGGCUUCAAAUAUUCCGCGCGUCAAUGUUUGGCGCUACGCUGUCUGAAGUAAUGGCUUUGCAACGUGAUCGUUUUCCACAACGAGAUUUGCCCUGGGUUCAGACAACGUUGACUCGCCAAGUACUCAUGCGUGGUGGGACAUUAACUGAAGGAAUAUUUCGGGUGUCUGCGGACGCGGAUGAGGUCAGCGCGCUUAAAUCUUGCUUGGACAGAUUUGAGGACGGCGCUAAUUUAGCACCCUCCCAGGACGCUCAUGCACCUGCUUCGUUGUUGAAGUUGUGGGUUCGGGAAUUAUACGAACCCUUGAUACCUGACUCGUUUUAUAUCGAGUGUGUGUCUAUGCGACACGACGAGUCAGAGGCUGCUGCUUUAAAUGCCGCGGCUAUCGUUGAUCGACUUCCAGAUCUUAAUCGUCGAGUACUUAGUCAUCUGAUUCGUUUUCUUCAGAUUUUUACGAGACCAGAUGUGGUUGCCCGUACAAAAAUGGACGCUAAUAAUCUCGCUAUGGUAAUGGCUCCAAAUAUUCUACGCUGUACCUCCCAAGAUCCAAGAGUGAUAUUGGAAAAUGCACGAAAAGAAAUGGCUUUUGUACGCAUACUUAUUGAAUCACUGGAAACAGCUUGGGUCGACGAUCUUCAUUGACCCACCAGUCGUCGUCAAUAUCGUUGCUAAAUUAUUAUGCACUCUACACUUUUAUGCCAAAUACAAUGUAAAUUAAUGUUGAUUACGAAUUUUUACCAUUAGUUAUUUUAUUGUUUUACAUUUUUUUGAAUUAUUAUUAUUUUAUAUAUUUUUAUUACUAUUGCUAUUAUUAAAUUUUUGUGUUCAUAAAUUAAUGUUAAAUUAGUUAAGUAUUGCUUUGGCGCAAUUGCGAUAAAGUGUAUAAUCUAAUGCUAAAGCUAGCCGACGCGUCACCAAUUUAAAAUGUUCCCUCGUUAUCAAUUAUUAUUCAUUAAUUUAUAAAUAGCAAAAGAAAAUAAAAUAAAUCUUAUGCCAUAUACUUUUAUUUAAAAAUAAAUAAAUAUAAAUAAUAAUGUACAAUAUAGUUGUCGAUACAAUGUACAUGUAAUAGUAAUCUCUUGUUAUCGCACCAUUUGUCAGAUGGCUUUUUAAAAAUUCCAUGCAAUUGUUGAAUUUAAUAUGUAAGAUAAUUAUUGAUUAUUAUUAUUAUAAUUAAAAUAAUGAGAGAAACAAAUGCAACAAGGUUCAAUUGACGCUUUGUACGGUCGUACACCUUAUAAAGGUCUUCAUUUUUGUAUGAAUGAUAAUCUGUAUGUAUGUACAACAAACGACGAAUCUAUACAUAUAUUUAAUAUAAAUGUAUAUGUUCGCGUUUAAUAUCAGCAAUACAACAAAUUAUUAGCUAA
Molecule: messenger RNA, 4831 nt
Organism: Cotesia glomerata
Lineage: Eukaryota; Metazoa; Arthropoda; Insecta; Hymenoptera; Braconidae
Gene: RhoGAP93B
Exons: 10
Coding region: 120-4106 (1328 amino acids)
Biological process (GO): signal transduction
Cellular component (GO): cytoplasm; cytoskeleton
Molecular function (GO): protein binding; GTPase activator activity
Source: RefSeq, a predicted model, not a curated record